AUGACUGUCCCCAAGGAGAAAAUCUGCGAGAAUUCGACAAUUUUUGUGGCCAUUAUGAGCACUGGCGCGAAGAGUGCGCAUGUUCAAAGGGAUGCAUUGAGAGGAGCGUUCCUAAAAAAGGUAAAUUCAAAUAAUUAAAAAUUAGGAAUUAGUGAGCGCUUCUUCUAACCCUCUCUCCUCGUUUUCCAUAGUCUUUUGUCUGCGAAAACCACUGAACAUCUCAGCUGCGCCUACAAAGAACAACUAAAAUUUUUUGGAAUCUUUAUAUGAGCUAGACAUACUAUGUGUGCUAGCUCUUCCGAAGCAAGGAGAAAUUCUAUCAAGAUUGCUCUCAAAUUGACUUUCUGGCCUUGAAAAUGAUAGCCAAUGUACAUUUGCAGUCUUUGUCAACUCGAUUAUUUGUCUAGCCGUCUGAUUUAUGUGCAAAUGACUCGAAAUGGACCUUUAUCUCAAGCCAGAGGCGAUUCCCUGGCCUUUGACAUAAAAUUUUUUAUGACUUCAUGAUAUAUAAUACAUAAAUUUUCUUCCAAUCACAAAAACACAAUCACACAUCUGUCUAGCGUAUUUGCUAACAUAAGAUAUACGCUUCAUGACAUAACAAUUCUUUUUUAGGCCACAAAUCUGCACGUUGUUUACAAGUUCUUCAUCGGGCAUAGCAACGAAAGUCGCCCUGAUUUGUUGGCCAAAGAGGUCAAAGCAUACGAUGACAUUGUGUUUAUCAAUACGAUGGACACAUAUGCGAACAAUACAGUCAAAUGGAAUGCCAUGCAUCAAUAUCAUCAGAAAUAUUGCAAGGACGCCUUUUUCUUCAUGAAAAUCGACGACGAUGUGGUGGUGCACUUCGAGCGGCUACUGUAUUGGAUUGAACACGACUUUGGAGGGCUGACGAAAGGACAAAAUGAUUGGCUGUUGUGUCAGAAAAUACAUGGAGUCCAGCCGGUCAGGGACCCAAAAAAUAAAUGGUAAGAGGGGACUGCUUUUAUAUCGGGAUAUAUAACUUUUGAAUUUGAAAAUAUAAAAAAUGCACGUUGUCAAAGAGCCGUGUUUCAAUGUAACAUAUUUUAGCUUUUCUCUCGCCUGAUAGCAGCGUUAAAUAUCUCACCUUGUAAGGUGUUGUAGUGCCCUUGUCAAAUUUAAAAAAUUUUCAGGUUUGUCCCCAAAACUCAAUUCGCCAAAGACUGGUAUCCCCCAUAUUGCAAUGGCUAUGCCGUGCUUAUGCCAAGCCAGACAGCCACGAAGAUUUUUGAAGACAUGAAAAAUCACAAUUUCAUGAAAAUGGAUGACGUUUUCUUCACUGGCAUCGUCACAGAGUCCCUAAAUAUCACAGUCAAUGGCUUUGCUGGAAUCAGCUAUGACGUAAGCUACCUUGUUGUUAUGUUUUUGUUUUAUUUUUAUUCCCAUACUCAUAAUUUCUGAGUUUAUUUCAGUUCGACAUUGACAUGUGUGUUGGCGAUCCCCCCGUGAACACCAUCAUCCACAGUGAGCAUCGACCAAAGACAGUUUACGUAAAGUAUUACAAACUGGAGCGAUGUUCCGAGAUCGCGAAGCAGUUAGGGAACUCAACAGUCGUCCCCAACGUGGACUACGAAUCUUAG
Bursaphelenchus xylophilus (pine wood nematode) is the source of this 1595-nucleotide messenger RNA. NCBI's taxonomy places the organism in Eukaryota, Metazoa, Nematoda, Chromadorea, Rhabditida, Aphelenchoididae. The record is from the annotation of a GenBank genome assembly.